Messenger RNA from Cuscuta campestris, 1848 nucleotides. Lineage: Eukaryota; Viridiplantae; Streptophyta; Magnoliopsida; Solanales; Convolvulaceae. The record is from the annotation of a GenBank genome assembly.
CGAGGGAGUACAAAAUACCCCCGUAGUAUAUACAGUCGAUUUUUAGUGGUUCAGACUAAGAGGAUUUAUUUUUGUUCCAAAAAAAAGGAGAAAGUCAGAGAGCUUACGUCCGGAACUGAUGGAAGGGUUUUGGGGCUAUUUCCGGCCAGAUUUGAUCGCCAUAAGUGGUUUCAAGCUAACCCAUACCCAUGUUUAAGCUCUCUGGAUUCAGUGGAAGAUUAUCAAGCAACAUGUGGGAGCCAUCUUAUUACAUGUAGCCUUUUUGGGUUCAACAUCUUUUCACUGCACACACAAUGAAGCAAAUGGAACCCUUGAAGACUGAAACAGACCUUGACCAGAUCAGCAACUUGCCAGCACAGAUUACUGACAAGAUCUUGUCACACCUGUCAUUGAGGGAUGCUGUCACGACAAGUGUCUUGUCCAGUAAAUGGAGAUACAAAUGGGUUACCCUUCCAAACCUUAUAUUUGACAAUGGUCUUUUGGUUUCAUUCCAAGACCAUUCCAUGAUAAAAAGUAAGAUAGUCAGCAUAGUUGACCACGUCUUGUUGCUUCACGUGGGACCCAUAAACAAAUUCAAGCUUUCUCACCGCGACCUUCAAAACGUCCCUGAUAUUGAUAAAUGGGUUCUCUUCCUAUCAAGAGGUCCUAUAAAGGAAUUCAUACUUGAGAUUUGGAAAGGCAAUCGCUAUAAACUCCCGUCUGCUACUUACCUCUUCCACAGAUUGGUCCACUUGGAACUGUUCAAUUGUCUUUUGAAACCGCCCGUGACAUUCAAUGGUUUUAAAUGCUUGAAAAGUCUUGAUCUUCAGCACAUUUCCAUGGAACAAGAAGCAUUCGAGCAUCUCAUCUCUAGCUGUUCUUUGCUCGAGAGAUUGACUUUGAUGAAUUUUGAUGGUUUUACUCAUCUCAAGAUUCAUGCUCCCAAUCUCAUCUACUUUGAUGUUGGGGGCACUUUUGAUGAGUUGAGUUUCAAGGGUACCUCCCAUCUAGCAAUAGUGUCGAUUGGCUUAUAUCUAAAUGAUGGAAAUGAACAAAACCUAGGCUUUGCGAGGAGUGGAAAUCUAGUCAACUUUUUUGCUCAUUUGCCAAGAAUACAAAGGCUUGAAGUGCAGAACUACUUUUUGAAGUAUUUGGCUGCCGGUGUGGUACCGGAAAGAUUAUUUACACCUUGUAACGAGCUUAGUUACCUUUAUAUGCGCUUUAAUUUCAACUCUGUGGGUGAGUGUCUAGCUGCUCUAUGCCUUCUCAGGAGUUCUCCUAACCUUCAGGAACUUGAAGUUGUGAGUUGGGCAGAGGAACAGAAAUCAGAAGGCGGGAGUGCGACGGUGGUGGAAGAGAAGUAUGAAACUGUUUCCAAGUUUAACAGACUGCGAGAGGUGAAGAUGUUUGGCCUCUCUGGAUUCGCACAAGAGCUCAGCUUCAUAAAGUUUCUUCUGGGGAGUUCACCGCAACUCGAAACCAUGACUGUGAAGCCCUUGACGAAUGCGGGAUCUUGGGAUUUGUUGAAACAGCUCCUUCGCUUUAGGCGCACCUCUGUCCAUGCCGAAAUCAUCUUCCUCGAUCCCUAGCACCAUGCAUUAUAAUAAUGGUGUGCUUCAACAACUGAAACAAGACUAUUGUAUUUUAAUAUAUGGUGUAUGGUUUUUAUAGUAUCAUGCUUCCUAUGUACCAAAAUGGUACAUUUCCCCGUUUUUUCACUCCGUGGAUAAAAUUCGUCUGUGUCCUCUUUUCGGUGUACAAAGAGUAUUUCAGCAUUUAGCAUUAGAGUUUUGAAAAAGUUAUUUAUCAGCAAUGUGUAGCGGUAACAUUUUUUAAGUUAACUUAAGCUAUUAAAAUUUUUAUCCCAAA